Mustela erminea (ermine) is the source of this 2477-nucleotide messenger RNA. RefSeq names its product TNF receptor superfamily member 1A (gene TNFRSF1A). NCBI's taxonomy places the organism in Eukaryota, Metazoa, Chordata, Mammalia, Carnivora, Mustelidae. Gene Ontology annotation, cellular component: mitochondrion; membrane raft; signaling receptor complex. The record is from RefSeq and is a predicted model, not a curated record. Gene Ontology annotation, molecular function: tumor necrosis factor binding; tumor necrosis factor receptor activity. Gene Ontology annotation, biological process: tumor necrosis factor-mediated signaling pathway; inflammatory response; prostaglandin metabolic process.
AGCUUAGGGUCCCUUGGUGUUGGCUCGGGAGGGGUCGGAUUGGUGGGUUGGGGGCCAGAGGGCCGCUAGAUCCGGGACUCGGGCGCCUCUGACUGAGCUCCAAAGGGUUACAGCCCUUCGCCCCCUCCUCCCGCCUCCUCCCUUCUCCUCCCCCAGGCUCUUCCUGUCCCGCAGUUGCAACACCCUAUCUGCCGCUCUCUCCCUUCCCUCCCACCUCCUCGCUCCUUUCUGCUUUAAUUUUCUUCCAGUUCUCAGGACUCGGGCUCCAGCUCCGGACUUUGGGGUUGGAGAUCCCGGCCCGGGACUGAGCCGUGAUCCUCACUCCAGUCUCCACCUCAGCUCCCCUGCCCGCGGCCCGGGCUGCUCUUGGGACCCGGCGGGCCCGCACAUCCCGGACUCCGCCGCCGCCGCCGCCACCACUGCCUGAGCCCUGAUGGGGGAGUAAGAGGCCACCGCUGGCCGGUCAUGGGCCUCCCCACCGUGCCUGGCCUGCUGCUGCCACUGGUGCUCUUGGCUCUGUUGGUGGAAAUACACCCCUUAAGGGUUAUGGCACUGGUCCCUCACGUCAGGAACCGGGAGAAGAGAGCUAUUCCGUGUCCCCAAGAAUAUAUUCACCCUCAAGAUAAUUCCAUUUGCUGUACGAAGUGCCACAAAGGGACCUACCUGUACAAGGACUGUCCCGGCCUGGGGCUGGACACAGACUGCAGGGAAUGUGAAAACGGCACCUUUACAGCUUCGGAGAACCACCUCACACAGUGCCUCAGUUGCUCCAAAUGCCGGAAAGAAAUGAACCAGGUGGAGAUUUCUCCUUGCACUGUGUCCCAGGACACUGUGUGCGGCUGCCGGGAGAACCAGUACCGGCGUUAUUGGAGUGCAACCCUUUUCGAGUGCAUGAACUGCAGCCUCUGUCUCAAUGGCACAGUGCACAUCUCCUGCACAGAGAAACAGAACACAGUGUGCACCUGUCACGCGGGUUUCUUUCUAAGAGUCAAUGAAUGCAUACCUUGUGUUCACUGUAAGGAAAACACAGAGUGCAAAAAGUUGUGUCUACUCCCUGUGGAAAAGGUUACGGUCCCUCAGGACCCAGGUACCACAGUGCUGUUGCCCCUGGUGAUCUUCUUUGGCAUUUGUGUUUUAUCCUUCUCCGUUGUUUUAAUGUGCCGCUACAACGGCAGAUGCCCAGAGAGGAAGUGAAAUUUGUGACGCUUUGUUUCUUUUUUCUCAGUUUGUGGGAAAUCGACACCUACAAAGGAGGGGGAGCCUGAGACCCUGGCCUCGGUUCCAGGUUUCAGUCCCACCACGAGCUUCAGUCCCACCACGGGCUUCAGUCCCACGGGCUUCAGUCCCAUCCCGGGCUUCAGUCCCAUCCCCAACCCCACCUUCACCCCAGGUCCCGUCUUCACCCCACGUGACUGGUCUAAGUUAAGGGCUCCGUCAGACGCUGGAGAGAUGGCCCCACCCUACCAGGAGGCUGGCCCCAUGCUUUCCGCGGCUCCAGCCUCCACCCCAAUUCCCACCCCAGUUCAGAAGUGGGAGGACAGAACCCACAUUCAGCGCGCAGAAGCCGACCCCGCGGACCCGGCGACGCUGUAUGCCGUGGUGGACGGCGUGCCCCCGUCGCGCUGGAAGGAGUUUGUGCGCCGGCUGGGGCUGAACGAGCACGAGAUCGAGCGGCUGGAGCUGCAGAACGGGCGCUGCCUGCGGGAGGCCCACUACAGCAUGCUGGCGGCCUGGCGGCGGCGCACGCCGCGGCGCGAGGCCACGCUGGAGCUGCUGGGCGCUGUGCUCCGCGACAUGGACCUGCUGGGCUGCCUGGAGGACAUCGAGGAGGCGCUGCGUGCCCCACCCUCUCUCUCGCCGGCGCCCCGCCUCCUGCGGUGAGGCCACGCCCCUCCCCGGGAGGGGCUGCCCUUAGGACCACCGCCCCCUCGCGUGGGCUGGGGGGCCGGAAGGACAGUGCUGGAUGCCCUUCGGACCCUUUUUCUGGACGAGGGCCUUGGAAGGGCCAGCAUGGCUGUCAGCCACCUACUUGGUGCUACUCUCCAAGUGUACAUAGAUUAUCUCAGCUGCCGGAGCACUGCCAGGGGCUCAGCCUUGUGUAUGAGACAGGUGUGUGUUUGUGUGUGUGUGUGUGAUCCUGAGAGAGGCUGAGUGUGCCAGGAGCCCAAGCUUGUGGCUGCAGAGAUGGGGUGCCUCGCCUCACCGCCUAUUUUGGGUUUGAAGAACCAAGCAAGGCAGCUUAGGGGCCUCUAGUUGGUCCCUGGGCCUUUUUCACAGUAGAUAAGCAAUCUUUGUAUCAGUUAUGUUACACUAAUAGAAACUGGGCACCCCUCUGCCCCCUGCCUGCACAAGCAAAGAGUGAGCUGACCAUCAGAAGGCAGGCGUGAGCACAGAGCACAGAACAAUAGGGCUGCCUGCUAGAACUGUGGACUUUUGUAAAUACACUAAAACUCUGGAAUUAAAGCUUUGCUCCUGGA